Molecule: messenger RNA, 2843 nt
Organism: Oenanthe melanoleuca
Lineage: Eukaryota; Metazoa; Chordata; Aves; Passeriformes; Muscicapidae
Gene: NPTX2
Product: neuronal pentraxin 2
Exons: 5
Coding region: 97-1413 (438 amino acids)
Source: RefSeq, a predicted model, not a curated record
GGAGCGGCGUGAGGGGAGCGGGACGGGACGGACGGGACGGGGCGGCGGGACCCGCUCCUGGCACCGGGCUCGGCGGGGCUCCGCUCGCCAGCCGGCAUGCUGCUCGUGGCCGCCGGGCUCCUGCUCGCCGUAGCCGCGGGCGGGCGGGGGUCGCCGGCCGGGGAGCAGGAGAGCCCUCCGGGCAGCCGCUUCGUUUGCACCUCGCUACCGCUGGACGCCGCCGGCGCGGGCUGCCCGCUGCCCCCCGUGCCCAUGCAGGGCGGCGCGCUGCCCCCCGAGGAGGAGCUGAAAGCCACGGUGCUGCAGCUGCGGGAGACCGUCCUGCAGCAGAAGGAGACCAUCGGGAGCCAGCGGGAGGCCAUCCGGGAGCUCACCGGCAAGCUCAGCCGCUGCGAGGGCGCCGACGGCAAGGCCGGGGCGUGGAAGAACGAGGUGGGCAAGGGCAAGGACACGAUGGGCGACCUGCCGCGUGACCCGGCGCAGGUCAUCGAGCAGCUGAGCCGCACCAUGCAGACCCUGAAGGACCGGCUGGAGAGCCUGGAGCACCAGCUCCGAGCCAACGUGUCGUACGCAGCCCUGCCCAGCGACCUGCGGGAGAUGCUGCAGCGGCGCCUGGGGGACCUGGAGCGCCAGCUGCUCAGCAAAGUGGCCGAGCUGGAGGACGAGAAAUCCCUGCUGCACAACGAGACCUCAGCCCACCGGCAGAAGACAGAGACAGCCUUGAAUGCAUUGCUAGAAAGAGUGUCUGAAUUAGAGAAAGGUAACAGUGCAUUUAAGUCACCUGAUGAGUUCAAGGUCUCCCUCCCUCUGCGCACAAACUACCUGUAUGGGAAGAUCAAGAAGACUCUGCCAGAGCUCUAUGCUUUCACUGUGUGCUUGUGGCUGAGGUCAAGUGCUUCUCCUGGGAUUGGCACUCCCUUCUCAUAUGCUGUUCCUGGGCAGGCCAAUGAAAUUGUCCUCAUAGAAUGGGGGAAUAAUCCAAUUGAACUGCUAAUUAAUGAUAAGGUUGCUCAGCUCCCUCUUUUCAUCAGUGAUGGAAAAUGGCAUCAUAUCUGCAUAACAUGGACAACCAGAGAUGGAAUGUGGGAAGCCUUUCAGGAUGGAGAGAAGCUUGGCACUGGGGAGAAUCUAGCUCCUUGGCAUCCAAUUAAACCUGGAGGUGUCUUGAUCCUGGGUCAGGAACAGGACACAGUAGGAGGAAGAUUUGAUGCAACUCAAGCCUUCGUUGGGGAGAUGAGCCAGUUCAAUAUAUGGGACAGGGUCUUAAAAGCUGAAGACAUCAUGAAUAUUGCCAACUGCUCUAUUAACAUGCCUGGCAACAUCAUCCCCUGGGUGGAUAACAACGUGGAUGUGUUUGGAGGUGCUACCAAGUGGCCUGUGGAGACCUGUGAGGAGCGUCUGCUUGACUUGUAGCUGUGAUCACUUCCCAUCCAAGUGCCCCCUUUAGUAGGACAAUCUUCUGUGCAAUCUAAAGCACUUAUUUUUUUCUCCUUGCCCUUUCCCAGUCUAAAGUCCUUGAAAGAAUAAAAAAAAAAAAACAAAAAAAGAGUAAACUGCCUCAGUGCAAAGAUAGCUGCUAGUUUGGGGCAUUGAGCCUGGCUAUGAAAGGAGCACUUCUUGGCUAGAGCAGCCCUUGCUUUCUUCUGGCCUGAUCAAAAAAUGUGCUUUGGCCUUUUGGUUGGGCCUGAGCUUAGAUCAUCAGUUCUUCUGCAGGGGGGAGAACAGUGUGCACACUUCACUGUCCUGUUCCUGAUAAUGUGCAGUGCUGACAGCAUCAGGAUUAACAGACUAAAUGUGAGCCCUUCCUUCCAGUCUAUUGUCUCCCCUUUGAAAUGAAGCCAUUCUUUUUUAGCCCUUAAAAAAAAAAUAAAAAACCACUUAAUCCUUACACUGCAGUGGUUAUGGUGCAGCUAUGGGUAGAGCAGAACAGCCACUGUCUGAGUGCAAGGCUUUUGCUUUUUAAUUUGCAGAUUAGAAAUCCUUAUUUUAUGAUAGAGGUGGUGUAUUGGAGACACACAUUGUCCUGUUCUUUUUGAACACUGUGCAGUUCAAUUUGAAGAAAGGGCUGUUUAAUCAGCACAGCUCCAGUGAAGCAGAGGUUCUGUCCCAAAGCCUGUCCUUUGCUAGCCAGGAUCCCAGCAUAGGUGGGUGGCUGAAAGAUUGUAUUUGUAUUUUCUGUAGGCUGAAUGUACUGAACUCCUAGUAACCUGGCUUGUAUACUUUUCUCUAUUGUUUCUCUUGCUUCAGCCAAUGUCUUUAUGUUUUUUAAAUAUACAAGCUGUGAUUAAGUGAAUUUCCAUUUUGUUUUGCUUUGAAAGGCCUUUUUAUGAGCAAGUGCCAAAGUUCAGUUUCUGCUUGCUGAGAAUUGCUAUCUAUUUUUCCAGCAUAAAAGUCUUCUGCACUGGUUUAUAUGUUAUUAUAAUGGUCUAUGUAAUAUGAAAAUGUGCUGCUUUUUCAAUUCUUGUUGACUGUCUCUUCUGUAAGCACUGGGCUGACUACUAUAUUUUUUUAUCACUUUCUCUCAAUAUUUUGCAAACAAUGUUGCUGUUUCCUUGGCGUUGAUGUGACUACUUGGUUUGUGGCUCGCAGAUAGCAAAUGCACUGUACUGGGAAAGAGUUAAUACUUUUGUUAUUUAAAAGAAAAAGAAUUUAAAGCGGGGGGGGAGGGGGAAUUUAUAAAGCUAAAUAUCAUAUUUUAUUUUUCAUAUGUUUGAAUUGUAAGAAUAAUAUGGUGACAGUCCCAUUUGUAGGGUAAAGUUACAUAUUUCCAUGAAUAUGUAGUAUGCUGUUCUUAAAAGAAAAUUCUUAUAAUGAACUUUUAAUUAAAAUGCACUGUAAAAUGA